This is a messenger RNA of Colias croceus (clouded yellow), 1948 nucleotides long. RefSeq lists its product as uncharacterized. The coding region runs from base 129 to 1157 and encodes 342 amino acids. The record is from RefSeq and is a predicted model, not a curated record. NCBI's taxonomy places the organism in Eukaryota, Metazoa, Arthropoda, Insecta, Lepidoptera, Pieridae. The transcript is spliced from 8 exons.
UCACUUUUUAGUCGUCAGAAGAAUGAUUCGUACUAUGUAGCAUUUGCCGACGAUAGUCUUUGUUGACCUGGUAUUUUUUAUUUUAACAGUGAAUGAUCUAAACAGUUUUAAGUUGAAGAAGUGUUAGAAUGGCUAGUGCAGACUUUAGAAAAGACGUAAUGCCAGUUCGCCCACGUAGCGUUUAUACAGCACAUUCAUAUAAUCAGGAAGAGUCGAAUCUAUCUGCUUUCCAAGAUUACAGCAAAUUUCUCGAGGGUGGCUUAGGGCAGGCGGAGUUAGUGGGUGCCACUGCAUGGCAGCCUCCAUGGCGGGCGCCGUUGCAACGUAAAGCACCCUUUUAUCCCGGCGAUGACAUCUAUCACGCUGACACCUGGAGAGAACUUGAGGUAACGGAUGUCGUUGGUGGCGCCGGGUACAAUGCGUCGGUGACACCGCACGGGACUAUUUGCCUACGGCUCAGGGAUCGCGUCAAGGUGGACAUGACGAUCGACGGCGCUGUGCGAGUGACAAACGCGAAGAACAACAUUAUUUUGGCACUCUCCCGCUCCGGGGCGGCGGCGGCCCUCAUCCAUCCCAACGGUCGAGUCUAUCACUAUGGCUCUAGGGUCGAGAUACAGGCUCGCCACCAGCAAGGGAAUAACAAGUACGCCAAGAUGUGGUACAAGGGCGUCUCGUUCACGGCGGAGCAGUGCGCGCUGGUGUACUUGGUGGACGCGGCCGGUACGCGGACCACCACGGACACUUUCCUGGACAUGAGCCAGGAUUUCACUCUCAAUGUGUUCUACAACAGCGAGUCGCGUCACGGGCCGUCAUACGUCAACGAGGCGCUGUCUCUCCUACAAGCUGCCCAAUACUGGCUCACUGACGAUGGCAUCGACAAUUGGAUCAUUAACAAUGUUCGCGUCAGCCAAACUGCUGAUGGACUUGUCAGAAUCCACCGCUGCAGCCACAAGUACCAGUUGCGCACGAGUCCCAGCAAUGGGUCGGCUUCCAUAACCAGCCCCUUCCUGCACUGCACUGCCUCGCUUGGACAGACUCAGCAUUUGUUCGUGCGACGCGGCGAGAGGCGAAUGCACUUCGAUGGGAACUCUUUUAUUGUUCGCAACGCUGGCCAUUCCGCCGGCUUCGACGACAAGAAUCAGCUAAAGGUGUACUGAACUGACUUAUAUCUUACUUCAAUUAUGUAAACCGAUGUUUAAUGUUGUACAGAACAUUUUUGCUAGCUCUCAAUUGCUAUGUCAAACGACAAUCUGAUGAGGACAAGUCUUUAAAUUUCAGUGUUCUUCUUUCCUUAAUGCAAACUGCGUUUUACGUUUUUUUGAGCACCUUUUUUUAAUAUCGCCAAGUCCAUUUUAUUUUCAACGCAAUUUAACUGAUAACACAUAAUAGUAAAUAAGAUUACAGUAUCAUUUAAGUGUUAGAUCAUCACGUUAUUGUACUGUUUCUAAUUUGGAGCUUUUUUUAAUUACCAUAUUGUCAAUAGGAUGAUCAGAGCAGUGUCUUAGUCUAAACAUUUUUGAUGUAUAUAUACCUGUAAUCUAUGUUUUUUUACAUCUCACUUUUUAUAAUUUUAUUAUGUUCCUUGCGUCGUUUAAAUAGUGAACGAUUAAGUUCUUAAAUUAUAUUUAAACUGGGAAUGAACUAAUCGUUAUAAAUGCAGUAAAAUGACGCAAUGAAUAGUAAGAAAUAGCUUUUAUUUAUUAUAAGUACUUUGUCAGCAAUUUACAAAACAAAAGGUUCACCUUACGAUAAUUUUAUAAUUAUCAUGUUAAUCCAUAUUAAUUUAAGAUCCUAACAUGUAUAACAAAGGGACUUGGCGGUUGUUGUAGGUUCAAUUUCUUAUAAUGGGUUUAGUUCUGUUUCAAAUGACUUGUCCUGUUUAUUGUUAUCUAAAAUACAAGUAUGGGGUUUACAAAGAUGUAAUGAAUUAAUAAAACAUAUUUUUGUA